This is a messenger RNA of Linepithema humile (Argentine ant), 12701 nucleotides long. It is a transcript of the gene nonC, whose product is annotated as serine/threonine-protein kinase Smg1. Lineage: Eukaryota; Metazoa; Arthropoda; Insecta; Hymenoptera; Formicidae. Gene Ontology annotation, biological process: nuclear-transcribed mRNA catabolic process, nonsense-mediated decay; protein phosphorylation. The record is from RefSeq and is a predicted model, not a curated record. Gene Ontology annotation, molecular function: protein binding; protein serine/threonine kinase activity. Gene Ontology annotation, cellular component: nucleus.
UUAAAUUCAUGAAAACCGCGGUAAUGGUGCGUCACAAAGAAUCGGUGUGCGAUCACAAAGAAACGGAAGUGAUCGCAAGGAGAAAGUUUCGCUUUUCCCGACGUUCGGCUGUAAAUGUAAAAUUCUCUAGGGGAAGUUCCGCAAUGGUGGCGUGCGCGCCGAUAUAGAGGGCUUUUAAGAUUUUCUGUGAAGCGCUAAAAAGCGAGUUUGAACCGGCCUUCUUCGGAUUCUGCAUUGUCUGACUGCUUAUCCGCACGAGAUUCGCCCGAGAUUGGUAACCACAGGUUACAUCCAUAAAGUGUGGGUCAUGCCGACCACUUGCAGAGUAAUGUAAUGAAUAACUGUGGGAACUCUAAUAUUAGCACGAGGCUACGUGGUUCCAAGUGCGCCGAGACUCAGGACGAGUCUACGAACCAGGGUGGGGAAAUAGAGAAGGAAGACGAUAGUGAGAUAAGUGGUUACAGUGUGAAUGAUAUAAAUCCUCCACGUGCCCCCCUGGUCAUUCAACGAAAUUCCAACUAUUCGUCAGAUCACGGUUUUACUAGAUUUAAAUCCAGACUUUGCAGUGUACCAAGAAAUGAAUUUCGAAUGGCACGUGGCGGCAGUUCCGCAGAUCGCGCUAGAGGCGGGACGCGUGGGAGGGCCUUCAAGAAGACCUUCAAUGAUCGCGAAUCAAAUUCAGAGUCCAGCUAUCACUCUACAUCUAGACCCAAGUUUCAAGAAUCGUUGAAGAAUCAUGAGAACGCACAGGGCAAAUAUUAUGACGAUAAAAGAAUAAAUGAGGACUCGAAAAUUUCCAAGCUAUUACGGCGAUUGUGUCGCGAAGAUGAUUACGAUCACUUCCUGGUGCUUUGCAAACAAGUGCAGGAUGGUAUCGUCGCACCUGAAAAUCAACGAUACAUACGACGACACUUAGAGAAUAUCUGUGACAGUUUAUUAGAUAUUUUAUACUCCGGUCUUAAUCAAGAAGCCAAGCAACAGGUUGCAAAAUGUUUAGGUCGAAUCGGAUACAUAGCAGACCAAGAUUUUAAAAGAUAUAUGGAUUGGAUUUUCAAUAAAUACAAAUACUCGGAACAUAAAGAUGAUAUAAGAUGUCUACUAAUCAAAUCACUUAUCGAGACGCUCAAGAUGGACUCUGAGACAUCCAAAAUGAAAGAUUUCUCUGUGAUGAUGAUGUCCCAAUUACAAUCGGUACUGGAAAAUGUCGAUAGAGCAGACUUACUGAUGGCGACUAUGGACGCUAUAUUACUCGUCAUAGACUCCUAUCCGGAAACAUUUACGAACAUCUACUUUCAUGACACGGUGGACAUUCUUGUAGGCUGGCACAUUGAUUGCACGCAGCAAAAGUCGGUCAUCGUUUAUGCGAGUCGCUGUUUGCAAAAGUUGCGCUCGUUUUGGGUAGCGGAUCUGGAGUUCACGCUGACACUGCUCGGUCAUUUCCUGGAGGAUAUGGAAAGCUACGACGAGGAAUUAAAUGUACCUAAAUCCGGCAGUACUUCGCCAAGCGGCGACGAAUCUCCGUCGUCCAGAAAAUGCAUCUUACGCAUCACAUCGUUGAUAUCAGUCUUUAACACAGUGACAAAGAGUAUAUCUGAGCAUUUGAAUCCGAACCUUGCACCCAACGUACAGUGGUCUUUUCUAACGGAUUGUUUAUCGAAGAUGCUGAAGACCGUUGUUAAAGCAAUCGAAUUUGAAGAAGAGAAUGAUGUCUGGCCCAAAAUCAUAUCUAACAACACGGAGAAUCUGAUCAAAUGUAUAAAGAACAUGAAUUCGUCGCCGAAAGACAUGGAAAUGCUCUCCAAGCACUUCAGCAAAGACGAGAUUACCGAGGAGAGUCUCACCAAGAUGAUCAAGUCUCUGUCUAUAAACAAGAAAAAUGAUAAAAAGAAUUCCAAGGUGGUUCUCGAUAAAGCUGUACUGUCCAAAGAGAAGGGACAGGCGUUGGUGAAUUUGUUGCGAUCGAUGGAGCCGAAAGUCAAACACAUCGACGACUUGUCGGAGGAGAAGGAAGAAUUGAUUGUGGUCGCGAACGAAUGCGCUUUUCUGCUCCUCGGCCAUCUUCAGAGUCGCGUCACCAAGAACCACGAGCUCCUUUAUAAAUUCAUCGACCUUCAAUUGCAGAGAGUGAAUAUCUUCUGGGACGACACGACCAUUUCCAUGCUGGCCACUAUAUCGAAGAUCAUAAAAGAAGUGUCCGCGAAUUUGCCGCUGGAGUUGGUGCACACGUUGCUCGGCAAGGACUCAGCGCUGCUGAAAUUACGAUUUCGGAAUUCCAUCGCUAUACAAAACGCGACUCUGGGAGUGUAUCAUAGCCUUCUGAGCCUGAAGAAUAUUCCGCUGUUGCAGGAAUCUUAUCGUUAUGUAUUAGCGGACUUGGAGAUUGCUUACAGACUCAUAUUGCCCGAUAUGGACAGCUUAGUCGCGGACAAUCCGUUAAAUGACCUGAAAUACGUGAAUAGCCACACUGAGAUAGUGAUCACGUUCAUACUACGCGCACUUUCGGAUAUAGCAAAUGCGAGUAAUUCGAUUAUCGGAAUGUGGGCCUUGAAGCCCAGUAUCUUGGAGCUUCUUGCAGUCAAGUUAAAACCAUAUGACACCACGUUGUCUACGAUCAGUCCGUUUUUGCAAUAUAAUAUUCUGUAUUUACUGUGCGCACACUGUUCUAGAUACAAUCACUUUGUUCCAAGUUCAAGUUUGCUAGCGAACAUCAAUGCUUGUCGAACGAUGGACAUAUUUCCCGGACCUUUGGACGUGUCCACUAAAUCGCCAACCAGCGGGCAUUUGUCUAUUAUUCUCAAUCUAAUAGCGAAAACGUACAACAAGAGCACGCCCAUACAAACAUUGCUGCUCUUGUCCAAUUGGAUGCAAGAAAUUUGCGUGCAAUCGGAGAAGUAUAUCGGAAUCCUGAGCAAAACUCAGGAGUGCCAAAGUAUCAUCGCGAGCUUGAUCACUUGCGGCGCCACAACCAACAACGACAUCGCGAGCGCGGUGUGCAAUCUCUUGGAGAUCUUGAUGGCCGCGAAGGAUGUGGUGUGGAAGCAGGAGAUUUACUCGAGCAUCGUCGAUCUGGCGACGUUGCAUUUGACGUCGUGCGACAAAAAGCUUCGCGACAAAUACGGCGUAUUACUGAUGCUGAUGCCGAUUAACAUUGUCAUACCGAAAUUGAACAAAGAGUGUUUGUUCUCAGACACCAAGAAAAUACGGGAGAUCGAGACAUAUUCAACCGAGUCGUUAAUACUCGCUCAAAGAUUGCACAUGCGAGGUAACAAUAACGGUGAAUUAUUGGCGCAACAUUUCAAAACGUAUAUGGCAUUCCUGUUGCAAGAGCGUCACCUCGACGCGUCCGGUUUGUCGGAGAUCUUCACUCUGUGCUGGCCAGCUGUAUCGGAGAAUGAGACUACAGCGAGGAUGUACAAUCUAGCGCUGGCGAACUGUUCAUUUUUGUAUUUCUGGAGUGGUUUUGAGGCAGCGCAGCACUGCGUGCUCAACAAGUUGCGCACGUCUCUGGGGAAGCCGCAAGAGACGUUCACGUCGAUCGAAGGCGCUCUAAAGAUUCUGGCGCGUGAAAUAUCGUACUGCGUGGACGUUAUCAAAAAGGACAAACGGGAUCUGGAUCACAUCCUACACGAGCAUACACGGGUGAGACUUUUCAUUGAGUUCCUGGAGCACCUGGAGAGGGUGAUUCACAACGCGGCGGACGGUUGCGCGAUGGCGUUGUUACCUUUGUCGAAGCCGGUCAGAACCUUCUUCCACACCAACAAAUCGACAUGCAAAGAAUGGUUGAAUCGCAUACGGCUGGCUUUAUGCGUGGUCUCGCUGCACUCAGGCCUGGCAACGAGCGCGCUGCGAAACGGCCAGCGGCUGCUGGAGGAUCUAAGUAACGCCGACAACACGCAGGGCGUCGAGUUCGAAAGAGCGACGCUAUGCACGGCGCAAGCUAUGGUCGCGCUGGGCGAAGCGGAGGCGUUGCAGGGACUCUACGUGUACACUAAGGAGAACGACAGAAAGUUUCCGUGGCUGAAGGCGGCGAUGGAGGAAGCCGCCGGGCACUACGAGUCGGCGGCGGAGGCUUACAAGCAGAUUAUCGAUGAAGACGUACACGCGAAGAUGAACGACGACGAAGGCAACAGCGACACUCAAGCACUCGGCUUCUGCAUGCAGCGGCUUUCCAACUGUUACAAAGCGGUCAGCGACUGGUCUGGAUUGGUGGACUGGAAGUCGCAGGAGAGCGAAAUGUUGGCGCAGGAGAGAAAUGCUGCCUUGCGAAAGCAAACCGCGGAGACCAUCGUGCCGCAGCAGGCGGACUGCCUGAAGAAGUUUGAAGACGGCGAAUUGAUCUCUCUCGACGAGCUGACGAAUUGGAAUCUAUUGGACGAGGAGAGGAAAACCAAUUGGAGCUGCACGAAAACGCUGGUUGAGUGUAGCAAUAGUUUGACGAACAUCGCGCUGCGUAUUCGCGCCAACGAAUUCAAGGACUCGUUCAACAACGACAUCGAGAGAUGCCAGAGAGUCGCGGCCAAGACGAUGCAAGACGGCAUGCGAAACGUGCCGUCGGAAUACCUCAGCGACUCUAUUUUGCUUCAGUACUCCGCGACGGGACUGAAGAAUCUGCUGAGCGGCAAGAACGGCAAGAACGUCUUCGAGUUGUUGAAAGCCGACAAGCUCAAUCACAUCAACUCGAACAUUUUGACGCAAGUGUUGUGGUGGUCCGAGUAUCUGGAUGAGACGUGCGAAAGCGGCUCCAUGGAAGUGGACAGUCUGCGAUUGCACGUGAUUAGAACCGCGCGGAAAGAGGGCAACUUCAAUUUGGCGAAGCGCGAGAUGAUCAAGUACUUCAAAAUGGAACAGGAUCUGAUCCAGCUGAAGGAUCCGACCGUUUGCACCUUCUCGGAUAUCACGAACAAUAUACUGAACGGAUCUGUGCAAGUAAAGUGGACGAAGAACAGUAUGCGGGCGUUCCGAGAAUUCUCCAAACUGCUGUACAACAUGGAGAACACGAGCGACGCCCUGAAGAUGUGCUGCGUGACCUCGCUGGGCAUCUCGCAGGCGAUCGUCAACGGCGAGCAGUCCACCGAUCUACGAGAGACCGGCACCAAGCUGCUGCUCACUCUGGGAAAGUGGAUACAGCAGGACGUAAAUGUGAACGAGAAUCCGCAGUUGGAGAAGCUGUUGCGAUUCGAGGCGGUGCACAACGACGGAUUGAUGGACAAACUGUUCGGCGAUACGAUCGACCUGAUCCCGACGUCGGACAUGAUAAUCGGCAAGCUGAUGCAGCUCGGUGUGAAUCAGUGUCCGGACCUGCCGCUCGCUUGGUCCAGCUUCGCCGCUUGGUGCUACAAGUGGGGCCGCAAGAUCGUCGACAACUCGAAUUCGGGUCAACUGACGGACACCGACCGGUUGAACAUACAGUCGCUGCUGCCGAUGGACAUAGCGGAGGCCGAUCUCAACGCCGUGUUCGCGAUACUGAGUCAGAACAAGACGCUGCCCGAGGACGAGGGCGACAUCGAUACGAACGACAUAAACACAUCUGACAUGAUCGAGAAUCAGCUGCGCAACGUGCCGGCGCUGCGCCACGCGGGAAGCGAACACCUCGGCAUGCUGGUCGACAUUUGGCGGCAGGCGCAAAAGCGCAUCUACUCGUACUACGAGCUCGCAGCAAAUGCAUAUUUCAAGUAUCUACAACUGGCGAACAAGGAGAUCAGACACGACACGAACGAAUACGACACGAUUACUGCGACAUUGCGAUUGCUGCGACUCAUAGUGAAGCACGCACUGGAAUUGCAGAGUGUGCUCGAAGCCGGUCUCUCGACCACUCCGACCACACCCUGGAAGGCGAUCAUCCCGCAAUUGUUCUCGCGUCUCAGCCAUCCGGAGGCGUACGUGAGAACGCAGGUGUCCGAACUGUUGUGCCGCGUGGCGGAAGACAUGCCGCAUCUUAUAACAUUCCCGGCGGUGGUGGGCGCAAUCACCGGCAGUCAGAGGAAAGUUUACGACAAGAUCGUCUACGAGAAGCUCAACGACAAUGACGAAUCGCAGAACGAUUCGGACUUGAAUGCCGCCGAAGAGGACGGCGCCGCGUGCGACAGCGACGAGCACGGCAAGAUUAUGGACUCCUGUUUCUCGCAACUCGUCGAUUGCCUUUCCUCUCGCAUCCAGAACUCGGUGGUCCAGGUGAAGGUGCUGGUAAAGGAGCUCCGACGUAUCACGCUACUGUGGGACGAACUGUGGCUGGCGACACUUUGCCAACAUCACGCGGAGUUCACCAAGCGUUUCGAGCAGCUGGAGCACGAGAUCCAGCGAGUGCAGGAUAACAUUUGGCUCGCGCACGACCAGAAAGAGAAGCUGAUCGCGGAGAAGCAUAGAAUUAUUCUGAAACCGAUCACGUACAUACUCGAGAAUCUUUUGGCGAUGACAUCCGUGCCGGCCGAGACGCCGCACGAGAGGAACUUCCAGGAGAAGUUCGGCCCCGCCAUCGAGGAGGUGAUCAACCGACUGAACAAUCCCAAGAAUCCGGCGAAGCCGCAGGUGGCCAGCGCGGCGCUGAAGCAUCUGGAAACUAAGCUGGCGCAGCGCGUGCACCGUCGCGCCGCUUACUCUCUAUCGAUGACGGACAUCAGUCCCAUCCUGGCCAAUUUGAAGGACACCUGUAUCGCGAUGCCGGGCGUCACCGCAUUCGGCAACAAGAUCGUCACGAUCAUGUCGGUGGACAAUAACGUUCAGAUCCUACCGACGAAGACGAAGCCCAAGAAACUGGCGUUCCGCGGCUCCGACGGUAACGUUUACACGUACCUGUUUAAGGGACUGGAGGACCUGCACCUGGACGAGAGAAUAAUGCAAUUCCUCGGCAUAUCCAAUGUUAUGAUGUCGAUGAACAAUGAAACGCGAAACUAUCGGGCGCGACACUACUCGGUGAUCCCGCUGGGUCCCAGAUCCGGCCUCAUUCAGUGGGUGGACGGCGUGACGCCGCUGUUUAUCCUCUACAAACGCUGGCAGCAGCGCGAGAGCGCCAUGAGCAGCAAAACCGGCGGCGGCACGACGGCGGUUAUGCGACCGUCGGAAUUGUUCUACAAUAAACUGACGCCGUUGCUGAAGGAGCGCGGGAUCAGCCUGGAGAACAGGAAGGAGUGGCCUCUCCAGGUGUUGAAGCAAGUGCUGGCUGAGCUAAUGGACGAGACUCCGAAGGAUCUGCUGGCUAAAGAAAUCUGGUGUAACAGCAUCAACGCCGGCAGCUGGUGGCAAGCCACCAAGAAUUAUUCGUAUUCCGUCGCAGUGAUGUCCAUUAUCGGCUACAUCAUAGGCUUAGGCGAUAGACACUUGGACAACGUUCUUGUCGAUCUCAAUACCGGCGAGGUUGUACACAUCGAUUACAAUGUUUGCUUCGAAAAGGGAAAGACUCUGCGCGUGCCGGAGAAAGUGCCCUUCCGCAUGACGCCGAAUAUCAAGGCAGCUUUGGGAGUAACCGGUGUUGAGGGUAUAUUUAGGUUUGCGUGCGAACAAACUCUGCGAGUAAUGCGCAGAGGCCGCGAGACGCUCCUGACCUUAUUGGAGGCGUUCGUUUACGAUCCUCUGGUAGACUGGCGGGCGGGCGCGGACACCAGUAUCGCCAGUUACGGCGCCUGCCAGGCUCGAGCGAGAUGCACUGGCAUCGGCAAGAAACAAAUGGAGCAGGAGCUCACGUGUGCGAUGUUCGCCGUAAGAGCAGCGGAGAUGCGCACGGAAUGGUUGACCAAUCGGGAUGAAUUAGCUAAAACCUUCCCGCUGCUGUGUCAUCAUUUGCUCUGUUGGAUCGAAGCGACCGAGGCCUCGCGGCAGUGUCAGGAUUUACUGCAGGACCGACACCAGCAGCUCGCGCUGGUGAAAGAGGCGCAGGCGAUGGGCCGGAACCACGGCCUGUACACGGUCGUGAAGCGAUACAACUCGUUCAAACGCGCGCGAGACGCUCAUGACAAAGCGAAGGCCGGCUUGAAGGAGAAAAUAGAGGAGUGCGAGAACCAAAUUAACAUGCACAACAUCGCGCUGGCCACCGUGCGAGGACCUCAGCUGGGACAGUGGCUAGCGGAAUUGGGAAGUCCGACCACUCAGGAGGAGCAUGUGGUGUUCGAUCUCGUGAAGGAGUUCCUGCAGAAUGCUGGACAGAAUCAGAUUAUACAGCAGUGCGAGCUGUCGGAGGACGAACUGACGCAGUUGGCCACCCAGCAGUCCUUAAUCAUACGCACCCUUCUGGAGAUGCUGAGCCAGUAUUCCGCCAUCUGCAGCCUGUAUCCCAUCAGCGUUCUUUCGCAGCACCGCACCGUACUCUAUCACACAUGGGCGAGCAAACUGCUGGCCACCGGCACGGUCGACGCUUGCCGCGAGGUUAUGGCGCAAUUCGAAGCGAGCGUGGAACCGAUUUGUUUGGACAGCCCACUGGUGCAGCAAAUAAUCGCCUUCUCGUACAGGAUGCAGGAGAUCCUGAACGAGUCCAACGACAGAUUGAAGAAGGCGUACGACAGAAUAAUGUCAGAAGGUCUACCGGAGGCCGGCAACAGAAUUGAGAAGGCGUACAUGGAGUCGCGGGCGCAGAUCACGAAUUUCCUGCGACGGGAGAAGGGCGCGGAAAAGGCGCUCGAGUGCGUCAACAUCACCGCGCUGUGCGCCCUGAACAAGCGCUACCUCAUGAUGGAGGGCGCGGCCAAAGGCGCCGGCGACUGCCUCGUGGAGCUCACGUCACGCGAGGGCGACUGGUAUCUCGACGAGAUGCGUCUGAUGUCGUCGCUGAUUGCUGAACUGAUCACGCUUAUACCGGACAGUCACAAGACGAACAAUGAUCCCAAGAUCCCGCUGAUACUCAAGUGUCUGAAGAGCGCCGAUCGCAUCUACAAGGGCCUGCAGGAGCUCAACUACAACUUUCAGACUAUUAUACUACCGGAGGCGAUGAAGACCGUCAUCACAGAGGAGCCGAGUGUCAUGCGGAUGAUCGGCGAGCUCAACGAUAUCAUAAUAAUGACCGGAAUACCGCUCGGCGAAAUUCUGGCACAGCUCGAGAUGCACCUCCGAUUCAUCGUGAUGGAGAUGGAGAGCCCGCACGCGGUGGUGCAGAGUAUAGUGGCCAACAUGAGAUUGCGAUUCGACGCGCUGCUGUCGCGACCGGCGGAGGUUCAGGAUCUUAAUCAGGAGGAGACGCUAACCCCGGGACAGAUGUUGCUGAUGGGCUUCAACGGGCUGUUCGAGAAACUGCAGAUGGAAGGUAACAACCUGGUGGCCACUCUGAGCUCACUAGACGUCCCGCUCAACUGGAAGAAGAUCGAUCAGAUACGCGAGGCCAAGGGGAUGUCCGGACCGAUCUUCAAUAAGGCGGCCCGACAAGUCCUGGAGGAUAUAUUCUUAAUCAAACGAUUGCACACCAUACAGGAGUUCUUCUUGAUGUGUCGGAAUAACGCAGGCGCGUUCAAGGGCGAAAUAACGAAUCUAUUUGACGACGAGCGACUCAACAAACCCGUUCGUGUCUUCACGGCCGAUUACGUUUCGCGACAGUUGCUCGGCGUGACGUCGCAGACACUGGCGAUUGCGCUGUGCUUUCUGCUGCAACGGAUGGGGCUUAACGUGACCACCGAGAUUGAGCAGCGCGACAUCGGAGCGGAGAGUAAGGUUUCGCUGGAGGAACUCUGCCGGAAGAUGGUGGAUCUGUGCCUCAAGAGGGGAUUGUUCUCAAACUCGGUUCUGGCGCAAGCAGGUGCGUUGAGUAGUACGUUGGAGAGCGCCUGGCGACGGAAACAAGGCGCUAGAUUGGCGCAGCAGAGCGCCGAGGUGGCCAGAGCCAGCGUGCAGAGAUUGCAACUUCAGCUGACCGCUCAUCACUGGUUGCACGAGGACGUUAUGAUGAUGAGACCCAAUCCAUUGAAUCCACUGAAUCCUCUGAAUCGAUCUAAUUUGUUACUGGAACUACGCAAAACAGUAGCGGCACUAUCAAGCCUGCAGACACGGGUGUGCGAGGCGCGCGAGCAACAGCAGAAUCUUGUAGCGAACGUGGUGCAGCGCCUCAAGUGGGCCGCCGGCGCUAAUCCGGCACUCAAUGAAGUUAUGUCGGCGUUUGACAACGCCGUGAUAUCAUCGUGCGAUAAGUUGACCAGGCAACACAAUUUGGCAGUGAUAGUGAUAAAGACAUGCAAUUCCAUCUUGCACUACGAAGCACUGCGAACCAGAACGUCAGAGAGCAUGGCGCAUGACGCGAACCUAGCGAAGUUGAUCAAGCACUGGGAGGAGAGCUGCAUGCUAACGGUCAACCUGAACAUCAGUGUCACUAUGACAGAGGAGAACCUCGUACAGCUGCUGCAGUUGGAGAACAAUGUGGACGCUGCGUGGCUGAAGCAGGCCGAGAAGAUCGUGUCUGACGCGAUAGUUGACACGCAGAAGAAGCUGCAGGAGAAACAGGAUAAUCUCUUUGCAGCGGAGAAUUACCUGAGAGAGCGAGUGACUAGUCUUCAAAGCGUGCUUACCGAACACCACCGCUUAAUGUCAGACGUUCGAACGUUGCUGAAGUCAAUGGCGAAGCAGGAAAACAUCAUCGGUCUGCAAGACUUCCUGCACGCCUAUCGCUCGUUCACGGAGAGCGUCUCGAUGGUGGUGAAGGAACUGGAGUCUGAGAAUUUUGAUUCCGCCCGCGGCCUGGCGAUCAAGAACGAGCUGGAGGCGAUGGCGAUCAAAGUGCCCGGUUUGUACAAUCAAUUACUCGAGUUUGCAAGCGAGCACAAGCUGAAUCCAGCAAAAGACGCGGAGAAAGGACCUGACGGCCUGUCGAAGAAGAAGGGCAAGUUGUUGCGGCAGGACAGCGUAUACCUGAGUCCGAGGAAGGGUACGCCAUUGGCCAGAGAUCCGACCACGGGCAAAGCUGUGCAAGAGCGGAAUGCCUACGCGCUGAACGUGUGGCGCCGCAUACGUAUGAAGCUGGAGGGCCGCGAUCCGCAGCCGUCGCGCAAGUACACCACGGCCGAACAGGUGGAAUACGUAACGCGGGAGGCGCAGAGCACUGACAAUCUCGCCCUGCUGUAUGAGGGCUGGACACCGUGGGUCUGAACGGACGGCGGUGGGCGCUCGCGCGCUUUGAUGGCUCGACACUCGUCUCACACGGUACUCAAGGACGUACCAACGUAAUCUACGUUGCCGUAACGUCGCCGUAGGACGUAACUCACCAAGUUCCGCAACGAAACCCCAGGUGGCGGAGUAACGAGCAAAACAAAAAAAUGUCAUCCGGCAAAUAAGUCAAUAGAAAUGAGUCCUUCUCCGGCGCGACUACUAUGCUGAUUCUAUAGUUGUCUCAAAAGAAAAAAAAAUGAGGAUGACCCGAUCUUAAAUUAAUGUAGGAUAACGUGUCGUUCUUUUUUUUUCUUUUUUUCUUUUUUUUUUUUAGGGAAACGAGAUUUGUGCGUAUACUUAUGAUGUACGAUGAACGCAGACGAAUGUAUGGAUAAGUAAUAUCAUAGGAAGGCAUUUUUGGGGGAAGUAUAGAAUCGGUUGUUUCCUUACACUAACGGUGUAGUCGUGAGAAGUUCAGAUGACGAUAUAUUGACGGGAAGUCCGAUGACGAUGGAUAGCCAACGAUCGGGCUGUUACUAACCAGCGUAAUGCAGGCUAAUAUGUUUAAUGCCAUAGUGUCAGGAAAAAAAAACUGACACUUUUUAAUCGAGGCAUCAGAAUCGGUUUGCGCCGAUGUAACGUUAUAAUUUUAGAUAUAUAUACGUGGAUACUGUAUACAGACAAACAUUUGACGAUUAAUGCGAUCAAUCAGGGACCGAGACGUCAUGCAGACACACCAUUGCAACAUUAUUUUUUAACGCGAAAAAAAAGGGAAAAAUUAACAAUUUGCGAUUUGAUGAAAGAACUAAAAACCUUAUUAUCCAGUUGUGCGUAAUUAAAUGUCCAAAAUCGGCGCAUAUACAUACACAUACAUACACAGAUGCGCAUGUACACUUGUCUACUUAGUGUACACGUACACAUCUGCGCGACUGUACGUAUUUAGAAAUUUUAUUGAUGUCAUAGAGAGCCGAUUUGUCUCACUGAUUAACAGGAUGAAAUAAUUUCUGCAGUGGAUACCAUGCGUAGUUUCGAAAACGUUUGCCACGUCGUCUCGGUUUGAGUUUUAUGUAUCGAACGAUUCGAGCGAAAGAAGAAAUUCGUUAGCUUUAUAGCCGACGUCGAUAUUGGACGAUGUGUUCUCGCGGAUCCCUGAUAUUGCAUAUUUCUCGCCGAGUCGGUUUUUUUUUUUUUUUUUUUUAAUACUUAAAUAAUGCUAUCGCGAUAAGUACUUUUUCACGCAUUGCAGAGAUGAUAAUGAAACUCAUUUCGUUCCAAUAUCUUUAUUGCCAACUUUGAUAAUCGUUGCAAUUUCAAUUUUAUGGAAUUUAUUGUAUAUGCAGGCGAUAUCUUAUUGCAAAACUUAAAAAUGAAAUCGGCCGAUGUGAUCCCGUACGGAGACAUAGUAAAAUUGUGUGUACGCAGCUCUACAUUUCCAUAUAAUUUUUUAUUUACUUUGCAGCGUAGAACUUUUCGACAAACUUUACACAAUGACUACGAGAUUGGCGUUAUGUAAAUUCGGAUGAAAAACAAGGACAAAAUUGAUCGCGCCACACGUAACAUCGUGUAAAUUCAAUGUGUAAUACAAAAACUGCUAUUUUACUUGAUGCAAUGCUGAAACUAAUAAAAGGAACCUCAAGUAAAUAUGAAAA